AUGUCAAGGCAGCCAGGCCUUGGCACGUGCUAUCCUUUUGACAUGGGAGCAAUCUGGCGCCAGUUCUUCAGAAUACCCCAACGCAUGACGGAAACGGCCUCCAACACUCGACUCCUUGAACCUAGGGUAAGGAGGCACCUCACGAGAAUGACCACCCGCCACUACACCGCCAUGCUGCUUGCCCUGCUGCUUGCCCUGCUGCGCAGCGCCUUGUUCGCCGAAAACAGCAUGUUCCCUGCGCCCAAGGAUGACAUCAGCCACCCAAAGUCCUACGUCGAGGUACAACAGACCUCCCAUGUCGUCCCGGGCUGA
This is a messenger RNA of Microdochium trichocladiopsis, 312 nucleotides long. RefSeq lists its product as uncharacterized. NCBI's taxonomy places the organism in Eukaryota, Fungi, Ascomycota, Sordariomycetes, Xylariales, Microdochiaceae. Bases 1 to 312 code for a protein of 103 amino acids. The record is from RefSeq and is a predicted model, not a curated record. The transcript has a single exon.